AUGAAGCACAAAUAUAUUCUCACCUCUACACAGGUGUGGCCUUGCACCUCCUACUCAGCAGGAGUCCCACUCCCAUCGCUGGGCAGCCCGCGCCGCACGCUGGGCGCCCCGCCCUACUCCGCCUUCGGGAAGGCGCCCAGCAUAUUCAAGGACAAUUUGAAGAAGAUCAACGAAAGGAACAAGAAAAGCAAGACUGCUGUGUUUGGCAUCAACCGAUUCACAGACCUGACUACUGAGGAGGUAUUACAGAUGUACACAGGGUACAGACUAAAUGACCCGUAUGAGUGCCCUCCCGCCCAUGACUCUCCUGAUAUGACUCCGCCUGAAUCGCUCGACUGGAGAGACAAGAACAAAGUGACAAGGGUAAAGGAUCAGGGAAACUGUGGCUCCUGCUGGGCUUUCAGUGCUGUGGGUAAUUUAGAAGGGCAGUACGCCAUUAAACAUAAUGAACUUCAAGAAUUUUCGGAGCAGCAAUUAGUGGAUUGUGACAAGUAUGACUUCGGCUGCGGUGGCGGACUCAUGGACCACGCUUUUAUAUGGCUGCAAAAAAAUGGCGGCAUAGAGCUUGAAAAGGACUACCCUUAUGAGGGAAAAGAUAAUAAAUGCAAUUUCGACAACAGCAAGGCUUUCGCUACAGUCUCGAAUUGUGUCAGAUUUAAUGUAACAAAUAACGAAGAAAUGUUAAAACAAUAUUUGGCUACUACGGGACCACUCUCUAUAGCUGUGGAUGCAAUGCCAAUGGCGGCUUACACCGGUGGCAUAUUAGAUGACUGUGCAUCGAAUGACCUCAACCACGGUGUACUUCUGGUCGGAUACGGAACAGAGAACGGCGAACCGUACUGGCUUAUCAAAAACUCCCAUGGCACAACAUUUGGUGACAAUGGUUAUAUCAAGAUCAGAAGGGGCAUCAACUUGUGCAACAUCAUGGGCAGCGAGAUCAUCACUACAGUGUUGAAAAUGUUCCCUUUGGUAGUUCUCCUGUGUUGCCUGGGGGCUUUGGUCUCCUCGGCUCCUCAAAAAGUGUUUUAUUCUGUUAACGAGGCCCCGAGCUACUUCGAGGAUUUCAUGCAGACGUACAAUAAGGUUUACAGCAGCGAAGCAGAGAAGCAAACCAGAUUCGAAAUAUUCAAGAAAAACUUGGAAAUGAUCAACGAACAGAAUCAGAUUGAUGAUGCAGUUUUUGGCAUCAACGAAUUUACGGACUUGACCACAGAGGAGUUUAUUUCACACUACACCGGCUACGGUAAUGUCGGUGAAGAGAUUAGAUGCCAGUUAGUUAACAACGCGAGCCGCGUGUCUGCGCCUGAGUCGCACGACUGGCGCGCGCUGAACAAGGUCACUCCGUCUAAACCACAGAGUUCUUGCGGCUCCUGCUGGGCUUUCAGUGCUGUUGGUGCCGUCGAAAGUCAGUACGCGAUGGUCCACAGCCAACUGGUCGAUUUAUCUGAGCAACAAGUCGACUUAGCAAAUACCGGCGGCAUCAUGGGAGAACAGGACUACAGCUACCAGAAUGCGCAGGGCCCCUGCAGGUACGACGCCAGCAGGGCCGUAGUCAAGGUCACCGGCUGCCGCCAGUUUCGCCUGCAGUCGGAGGAGGAACUCAAGGAAAUCCUCGCGAGUGUUGGACCUAUCUCUAUUGCGGUCUCAAUUGACGGCACCUGGCAGAAAUACCGAGGAGGGAUAAAGAAAGUGUGCCCUCAAGGCCCACUCAACCAUGCUGUGCUUCUAGUUGGUUAUGGCUCAGAGGGAGGCAGACCGUUCUGGAUCAUCAAAAACUCAUGGGGCACUGGAUGGGGAGAAUCAGGCUUCAUCAGGAUUAAGAGGAACGUGAAUGCCUGUAACUUGAUGGGUGGUCAAUUCGUUACAGCAACAGUGCAGUAG
Messenger RNA from Ostrinia furnacalis (Asian corn borer), 1881 nucleotides. Its product is annotated as thiol protease aleurain-like. Gene Ontology annotation, biological process: proteolysis. The coding region runs from base 1 to 1881 and encodes 626 amino acids. The transcript has 13 exons. Lineage: Eukaryota; Metazoa; Arthropoda; Insecta; Lepidoptera; Crambidae. Gene Ontology annotation, molecular function: cysteine-type peptidase activity. The record is from RefSeq and is a predicted model, not a curated record.